This is a messenger RNA of Blepharisma stoltei, 721 nucleotides long. The record is from the annotation of a GenBank genome assembly. NCBI's taxonomy places the organism in Eukaryota, Ciliophora, Heterotrichea, Heterotrichida, Blepharismidae.
AUGAAAAAUGCAUACAAUUUUAAUGAAAAUUGAAAGUACAUAUCAAAGUACGAAUUCGGAUUUAAUUAUUCUCAUAUAUAUUUGUCUAGUGCAGUAAUCAAAGAAAAUCAGCUAUUUUUACGAUUUUGAAAUUUUAAAAAUACUUAUUCAGGGAUUUCUUCUGAAAAUUUCAGUAUUGGCAGAAGAAUGUUAUUAGUCUGUAGCCAACUGUAUUGAAUCAAAAAUAUUGGAUAUUAUGAAAGAUAGUAACGUAUUUUAUAAAAAUCAAUUUAAUUCAUUUCUAUAAAUUUCUGCUUCAAUGUGUCAUAUUUAUCUCUGCAGAAUAGAUGGAUAUAGCAAAGCAGUUAUAUCAGUUCCCUGGGAAGAAAACGGAAAAAAAAUUGAUUUCAAGAAUAAAAGCCAAACUGGAAUGCCGUUAAUUGAUCAGGAUUCGUCUUAUAAAGAUGACUUUCAAGGUGAUCAAGUCCUCAAACCUUGCGAGUUAGCAACUUUUCCUGCGAAAAGACUUCGCAAACAUAUAUGAGGCUUUGAAAGAGAGAAUAAAGAUCCAUUUUUCUUACAAAAUAGCGAAGAAGGUUUAAUAAGAGAGAAUGAAUCAGAUGAAAACUCAAAUAUUUUUGUUUUGAUUAUCAUAAGUCUCAUCUUUUUAGGAGCUGCGACUAUUAUUUAUAUGAAGCUUAAAGCUAAAGCACAUAAGAAUAAGAAUAAAGAUUCAAAAUAG